Volvox carteri f. nagariensis is the source of this 972-nucleotide messenger RNA. RefSeq lists its product as uncharacterized. The record is from RefSeq and is a predicted model, not a curated record. Lineage: Eukaryota; Viridiplantae; Chlorophyta; Chlorophyceae; Chlamydomonadales; Volvocaceae. The transcript is spliced from 5 exons. The coding region runs from base 1 to 972 and encodes 323 amino acids.
AUGCGUCUCCGUACACCUUUUGACCCGUCGACCAACAUUUUUGGCAUGCACAAAAUACUUAUCGUAUCAUCACCAAGCGUAGCUUCAAACCACUUUGUAAUGGACCUAUUGGCCGCUGGCUAUGGAAGUGACAGUGGCAAUGACGAGGACGCCACUCGCACAGAGGAACCUGUUCCGAAACCAGCAGCUCAUACGGCACCGCGUAAUGAACCAGCAGACGACUCAGGGGAUGACUCAGCGGAAAGCAGCGACGAAAGUUUGGACAGCGCGGAGCUGAGGGCGGCGCAAGCUGCCGCCCGACUGAGGGACUUCGGGGAGACCGCCACGUCGGGAAGGCAACGGCAACAGCAGCCACAACAACAUCCGCAGGCGACGACGGCGACCAGGUCCGCACUGCCCUCUGCACUGGAUGUCCUGGACCAGGUGGAGGGCCCGCCCACCUUCCUUGACCCCGAGGCAAUACGGCCGUUAGCCACGUCAGCGCUGCACGGCCUGUCGGACGAGCAAGCGGCCGCACUGGCGGGGGGCCCCGGCGGUCGCGGUGCGGGCAGUCGCGGGGAGCGGCAGCAGCCCGGCAAGGACUUCGACAUCUCCCGGCUGGCACCCCCCCUUAAGGGACAAUCCAAGCCCAGUGCUGACAAGCGGGAGGGGCCCCCCGGGGCGAUCAUAGAGGGGCGGGCCAAGAGGUACAAGGCGCAGGAGGAGGGCCCGGGGGGCACCCAGCAGUACACGGCGGCGCAGAUUGCCAUGAUGGGCGGCAAUGUGGACGGCAUGUCCCGGGCGGCCGGCGGCCCUACCAAGCCCAUGGAGGUGUCGGAGUUCCUGAACAAAGGCCUGGGUGCGGCGCAACUUCCUCGUCGCACUCAGGAUCGCAAGGACAAGGAGAAGCAGAAGCGCACGCGGGGGCAGAGCACACACUCGCACUGGAAGAGCGAGGCGGAGAUGGUGCUGCGACAGCAGUUCGAUUCGUGA